AAGGUGUAGAGAAUAGGCCUUUACCGGUUUUAUUUUGUGUUUAUCGACGAGGUUAACCGGAAUUCCACUCUUGCUUCGUCAUUUCUCAUUCUCUCAGUCUCUCUCUUCGUAUAUUCAUACUUUCUAAUUUCAUUCGUCAUCUCUCAGACUCUCACUCUUCCUACUUACUUAAUAGUUCCUACUUUCUGAUUAGUGAUUAGUGAUUACAAACAUUUUCAUUAAAUUCAAUUGUCUUUUAGCUUUUCUCUCUCCUCCAUUGCUGUUCUCAAUUUUCAGGUAUUUAUGGCGUGCCACGCAAUUGGUCUUGUUAGGUAUUUCCCAGAUGAGCCAGUGCUGUGCCUUUCCUGGAGUUCAAUUAAAUCAAAUAUGAAUGUAUAUGGCGUUCGCUGUAAUCUGGCAUCAAAAGCUCUAGGAGCUGGUUUUCACAACUUAAGUGGUCUUCAGCGAAUUUCGACUGGGAGAUAUACACCAUUUCAUAGCUCAUGGCGGACUUAUUCUACGUCACUUGGCUUGGAAGAGCAGUCUUCCUCAGGAUCUUCAGAGUUCCAGGGUGAUGAGACUGAUUUUGCAGAUCCAGCUGAAGAGCAAAGGCCUAGGCCACUUAGUCGUAAUGAGUUAAAGACAUUGCUUGCAGAUUCUGAGAGAUCAAAGCUGGUUAAAAAGUUGAGUGAAGCUAAUCAACACAAUCGCUUUCUGAAACGGCAGUUGCAAGGGAGAGAGGAGGCCUUGGUUAAUUUCAAGGGUGACCUUGCCGUACUGGAACGAGAAAUUCAGGCACUUGUUGCACUGGCAGAUGAAAUAACGAAAGCUGGCAUUCCAGAAGGUUCUAGGAAGAUCAAUGGGAAAUACAUCCACUCCCAUCUAAUUUCCCGGCUAAAAACUGUACAGCAUAAAUUACAGAAUCAGAUAAAGGAUGUGGUUGUUGCACAGUCCAAGGAGGUGCAAGUAUAUUGGAUUGGUAUGGCUGAGAGUGUACAAGUCAUGGGUAGCUUUGAUGGAUGGAGUCAAGGAGAGCACCUAUCCCCAGAGUACACAGGCUCAUAUACGAAGUUCUCCACGACUCUGUUGCUCCGACCUGGACGGUAUGAGAUCAAGUUUUUGGUUGAUGGGGAGUGGCAAAUAUCACCAGAGUUCCCAACUAUUGGAGAAGGGAUAACGGAAAAUAAUCUGUUAGUUGUAGAAUAAUCUGUAUAUAACCAUCAGCCUUCGUGUUUUUAUUUCUUACGGUUGUCUUACCUCCGUCUGUACCACACUUGCUACAUUGCAGUUCUUAACUCGCAAGUAUAAAAAACUAUUCAAUUUCUUUGUGCA
This is a messenger RNA of Beta vulgaris subsp. vulgaris (sugar beet), 1311 nucleotides long. RefSeq lists its product as hypothetical. NCBI's taxonomy places the organism in Eukaryota, Viridiplantae, Streptophyta, Magnoliopsida, Caryophyllales, Amaranthaceae. The record is from RefSeq and is a predicted model, not a curated record. Bases 283 to 1185 code for a protein of 300 amino acids. The transcript has 9 exons.